AUGAAGAAAACAAAGGUCUCGAUCACUCGGGAAAAGAGAACCAGAGAUUAUGUACCGGAGGGAUUCAUUUCCUUCAGUGACGAAGACAUGGAGGGCAUCAUUCAACUUCACAAUGAUGCUUUGGUAAAUUCUAUCCUUAUAAAUAAAUCUCAGGUUAAGCGCAUUUUGAUUGAUCCAGGUAGCUCGGCCAACAUUAUUUGUUGGAAGGUGGUAGAGCAGCUGGGCCUGUUGGAUCAAAUUGUGCCGGCAGCUUGGGUUCUCAACGGGUUCAAAAUGGCAUGUGAAACUACCAAGGGGGAUAUUACUCUACCGGUGAACACAGCAGGGAUUGUUCAACAUACAAAAUUCUACGUCAUGAAUGGUGAAAUGAGGUACAACGCUUUAUUCGGCAGACCGUGGGUACACAACAUGAGGGAAGUGCCCUCAACUUUACAUCAGAUACUAAAAUUUCUGACAUCGGAGGGAAUAAAAAUAAUCCAUGGAGAACAACCGAUAGCAAAAGAAAUAUUUGCGGUCGAAGAAGCAACUCCAGCACCAACCCGCACCUAUGGACGCUGA
Messenger RNA from Lycium barbarum (goji berry), 558 nucleotides. RefSeq lists its product as uncharacterized. The record is from RefSeq and is a predicted model, not a curated record. NCBI's taxonomy places the organism in Eukaryota, Viridiplantae, Streptophyta, Magnoliopsida, Solanales, Solanaceae. The transcript has a single exon. Bases 1 to 558 code for a protein of 185 amino acids.